This is a messenger RNA of Pestalotiopsis fici W106-1, 1635 nucleotides long. RefSeq lists its product as uncharacterized. The transcript has 3 exons. Gene Ontology annotation, molecular function: oxidoreductase activity, acting on CH-OH group of donors; flavin adenine dinucleotide binding. NCBI's taxonomy places the organism in Eukaryota, Fungi, Ascomycota, Sordariomycetes, Amphisphaeriales, Sporocadaceae. Bases 1 to 1635 code for a protein of 544 amino acids. The record is from RefSeq and is a predicted model, not a curated record.
AUGCUGUACGACAUCAUCGUUGUGGGUGGCGGCCUCGCCGGCUCCGUGGUAUCUAAUCGUCUCCUCGGCUUCAACGAGAGCUUGAAGAUUCUGGUAGUUGAAGCUGGGCAAAAUGCCAACAAUCGUACCGACAUUAUAUGGCCCAACCAAACUGCGUUUGGUGGCGACUUAUCCUGGGGUUGGGAUACCAUUCCCCAAGUCAAUCUAGACAACCGCACCAUGGGGGAGGCCGUAGGUACAGCCUUGGGAGGCGGAACUGUUGUUAAUGCUGGGAACUGGGUCCGUGGCGAUCGAACCGACUAUGACCUCUGGGGUGAAACUGUCGGAGAUUCCCGCUGGAAUUAUGACGGCCAACUUCCUUUCAUGCAGAAGGCAGAGGCAUUCCAACACCCGGAUAGAAACCCGGAUCAGCAUGGCUACGACGGGCCGGUAUUCGUUCAGACCGUCACUUCUACCAAUCGCUCGUUCCCGCUGCGUGAGCCCGUGUUCCAAGCUUGGAAUGAAAUUGGCGUUUUUGAGUUGCCUGACUUAGAUGCCAAUGCUGGAAACCCCCUUGGCGUUGGCGAUUUCUCUGAGAAUAAGCACAAUGGAAGAAGGGAAAUUGCAUCUGUCAUUUAUCCACUCAACGGAAUUGAUGUAUUGACCGAGACCUUGGUAGAAAAGGUCUUAGUCCAAGAUGUCGAUGGAGUGUUGACAUCUCUCGGCAUCCAACUAUCCAACGGCACUCAGAUACUUGGGAGCAAGGUCAUUCUAUCAGCUGGAGCGUUCCGUACUCCCCAGAUUCUACUCUUAUCGGGAAUUGGACCGGCGUCUGAGCUUGAAAGUCUCGAGAUAGACGUGAAUCUUGAUUUGCCCGACGUCGGUCGAAACUUGAUCCAGCACUCAUCCACAACUUCCACUUGGACCAUUCGAAACCCCGACGAAGGCUGGAUCCCUGGCUCUGGGAAUCCUCUAUUCGAGGAGGAGCAAUACGGCUGGGGUAAUCCACAGGAUUACAUGGUCUCAACGAGCGUGCCUCGGGACGGUCUUGCUGUCGCCAUUGAAAUUGACGAAGGCGUUGCUCCCGACCCAGAGACGCACCCACUACUCCGUACUGAUCGUACAUUCUUGGAACAUGUCUUUCAAUACUUUGGAUACACCGGAACCAGCGGCGCCACGGUGUCCUUCAUGUCCAUCUUGUUCAUUCCCAGUGCGCGAGGGUCAGUCACACUUGCAUCUGCCAACAUUAGUGACUUUCCGCUGCUCGAUCCGAACUACUUCGGUACUGAAGUCGAUCGAUACGUCCUUCGCGAGGCCUCGAGGCUGCAGUAUGCAUUUGCAGGAGGGAAUACUACAGUAUUGGGAAGAGAUAUUUUCGCAGGCGAAAUCCCACCGGAUGGCUCCCCGGCACUUUCCAGCGUCAUUACAGACGAAGAGCUUGACACCCGACUUCGUGCCACUUUACGAACGGCCUAUCAUCCUCAUGGAACUGCAGCAAUGGGGAAAGUUGUUGAUACAAAUUUAAAGGUGAUUGGAGUGGAUAAUCUUUAUGUUGUUGAUACUUCUGUAUUUCCCGUUGCCAUCAGUGCUCACCUGCAAGUUGCAACCUACGCGCUUGCUGAGCAGGCCGCCGAGAUUCUUGCAGGUAGCACCUAA